GAUCCACAGCCGCCUGCUGGACAGCGUGCUCAAGGCCACGGUCUCGUUCUUCGACACCACCCCGAUGGGUCGCAUCCUGAACCGUUUCUCCUCAGAUCUCUACACGGUGGACGACAGCCUGCCCUUCGUGCUGAACAUCCUGCUGGCCAAUGUGUUCUCCCUGCUGGGCAUGCUGGUGGUGAUCAGCUGGGGUCUCCCCUGGGUGCUGCUGCUGCUGCUGCCCCUCGCUCUGAUCUACCACCGCACGCAGCGCUUCUACAGGCACACGUCCCGAGAGCUGAAGAGACUGAGCAGCAUCACGCUGUCGCCCGUCUACUCGCACUUCUCCGAGACGCUGAGCGGCCUGGGGACCAUCCGGGCCAGCGGCAGCUCAUCCAGGUUUGAGGAGGAGUUGUCUCAUCGUCUGGAGCAGAACCAGCGCUGUUUGUUCCUCAGUGUCGCCGCCAUGCAGUGGCUGAGCAUCCGCCUGCAGCUGAUUGGUGUUGCCGUGGUUACGGGCCUCGGGGUGAUCGCCGUCGUGCAGCACCAGAACAAAUCUGUGGACCCAGGUCUGGUGGGCCUCUCCCUGUCCUACGCCCUCUCCAUCACCAACCUGCUGUGCGGUCUCAUCGACAGCUUCACUCAGACGGAGAUGCAGCUGGUGAGCGUGGAGAGGACGGAGGAAUACUGCAGCGGCCUGCCCACUGAGCCCCAGCAGCACCACUCACAG
Messenger RNA from Notothenia coriiceps (black rockcod), 709 nucleotides. Its product is annotated as multidrug resistance-associated protein 7-like. Gene Ontology annotation, biological process: transmembrane transport. The annotation marks the transcript as partial. Gene Ontology annotation, cellular component: membrane. The transcript is spliced from 4 exons. NCBI's taxonomy places the organism in Eukaryota, Metazoa, Chordata, Actinopteri, Perciformes, Nototheniidae. The record is from RefSeq and is a predicted model, not a curated record. Gene Ontology annotation, molecular function: ABC-type transporter activity; ATP binding.